This is a messenger RNA of Clunio marinus, 1770 nucleotides long. NCBI's taxonomy places the organism in Eukaryota, Metazoa, Arthropoda, Insecta, Diptera, Chironomidae. The record is from the annotation of a GenBank genome assembly.
AUGAAGUUAGAGACAUCGAAUAAGUUUAAAAAGUUAUUAUUCAUUCUAUUCUUGAUAAGUGUUAAAUGUUCAGACGCUUCUGCACUUCAGCCAAAUAUCAUUUUCAUACUAGCAGAUGAUUUGGGAUUCAACGAUGUAAGCUUUCACGGGUCAUCGCAAAUUUUCACACCAAAUCUCGAUGCUUUGGCAUUUUCUGGAAUUAUUCUUAAUCGGUAUUACGUGACACCAAUCUGUACACCAUCGAGGUCAGCUCUGAUGACUGGAAAAUAUCCAAUUCACACCGGGAUGCAACAUGCUGUGCUGUAUGGUGCUGAACCGAGAGGUUUACCAUUGCAUGAAAAACUUUUACCCGAAUAUUUGCGAGCUUUGGGUUACUCAAAUCAUAUUGUCGGUAAAUGGCAUUUAGGAAGCUAUAAACGGGUUUACACACCACUAAUGCGUGGCUUUGACUCACAUGUUGGACCGUGGACGGGACAUCAUGAUUAUUUUGAUCACUAUGCAAUGGAAAAAGGAAUGACUGGUUUAGAUAUGCGUCGUGGUUUCGAUGUCGCUUAUGAUUUACAUGGUAGAUACACGACUGAUGUGAUUACUGAUGAAGCUGUGAACAUCAUCAACAAUAGAAACACUUCUCAGCCACUUUUCUUGUAUGUUGCACAUACAGCAGUUCAUUCAUCAAAUCCUUACAGUCCCUUGCCAGCACCUGAUGCAACUGUUGCAGGCAUCAACAAUAUUGAAGAUUAUAAUCGAAGAAAAUUCGCUGCAAUGCUUCAACAUCUUGACUUCUCUGUUGGAGAAAUUGUCGAAGCUUUAGCACAAGCAAAAAUUCUCAGUAACUCAAUAAUUGUAUUUAGUACUGACAACGGUGGACCUGCUGCUGGCUUUAAUCUCAAUGCAGCCUCAAAUUUUCCAUUACGUGGAGUUAAAAAUACUUUAUGGGAAGGUGGGUUACGUGGUGCCGGUUUUAUUUGGUCACCGCAUCUGAACAGUCGAGAAAUAAUUUCCGAACAAAUGAUUCACAUUUCUGAUUGGCUGCCGACGUUAUAUCACGCUGCAGGUGGUGAUGCAAGUAUUUUAAGAGACAUUGACGGAAUAAACAUGUGGGAUGUACUCUCGGAAAAUCUUCAAUCGCCACGCUCUGAAAUUCUUCAUAACAUUGACAAUAUUUGGGGAAGUUCCGCAAUUACAAUUGAUAAAUGGAAGCUUGUUGUUGGAACUAAUUACAAUGGCCAAUGGGAUGGUUGGUACGGACCUGAAGGAGACCGCAAUGUCUCAUCCUAUUUUAUAAACGACCUUCUCACAUGCAAAACUGCUAGAGCCUUGAAAUCCAUUCAAAUGCUUCCGACAACUCAUAAAGUCUUAAAAUUACGCAACGAAGCGACUGUUACUUGUUCACAAAAAGAUGUAAAUACAUGCAAUCCAUUAACAAAGCCAUGCUUGUUUGACAUACUGAACGAUCCGUGCGAGUCAAGCAAUCUCGCUGAUAAAUUUCCAAAUAUUGUCAAGACUUUGACUGAGCGAUUACUUGACUUCAAUGCAUCAUCAAUUGCACCAGGAAACUUACCGAUAGAUGAACGAGGCAAUCCAAUUUUUUUUGAUCAUACAUGGACAAAUUUUGGCGAUUUUAUUUAAUUAAUUCAUUUUUUAUUAAUUGUCCGACUUUUGACUUUUGUGUUGGGUUUACAAUGUAAACCUCUCAAAGCAAAAAUAAAAAUAACACAAAAUCUCUCCCAAAAAUGAAAAUAAAAUUACGUUCAUUGUUUUCAAACAUAC